AUGGAACGGGCAAGGAAAUGGGUUACUGGUGUCUGCCGUAGCUAUGCUGACAUGCCGCGUCCCGAAGAUGGCGAACCGCAAACCAUCCAUCCGAACAAAGAGCAGCUGAGCAGGCGCCCCAUCAACACGAGGAAAGCUCACAUGAAGGUUGCUGCUCCUCAGGACAACGUGAUCAUCGUCCCACAUGUUCAGAUCUCUCCCAAUGAGUCGCACUUGUUCAAUAGAGCCAUUAGUUCUGGUGGUGGACUCCUUGCA
This is a messenger RNA of Cooperia oncophora, 255 nucleotides long. The record is from the annotation of a GenBank genome assembly. NCBI's taxonomy places the organism in Eukaryota, Metazoa, Nematoda, Chromadorea, Rhabditida, Trichostrongylidae.